Molecule: messenger RNA, 4473 nt
Organism: Armigeres subalbatus
Lineage: Eukaryota; Metazoa; Arthropoda; Insecta; Diptera; Culicidae
Exons: 4
Coding region: 1-4473 (1490 amino acids)
Biological process (GO): DNA integration
Molecular function (GO): nucleic acid binding
Source: RefSeq, a predicted model, not a curated record
AUGUGUGGUUUCACCAACGAAGAAAACCUUAUCAGGCUUCAAAAAUCAUUGGAAGGAAAGGCGUACGACACGGCGCGAAGUCUAUUGAUGCAUCCGUCAAACGUACCUGCAAUCAUUCGUACUCUAAAGAUGAGAUUCGGGCAACCAGAAGCCGUGGUUCAUUCCUUAAUCCAGAAGGUAAACGCCCUCCCGGCGAUACGAGAAGACAAGCUAGAAACGUUGGUGGAGUUCGCAGUCAACGUGCAAAACUUCUGCGCAACAGUGGAUGCGUAUGAGUUGGACGACUAUAUGUACAAUGUCUCCCUUCUGCAUCAGUUGGUACACAAGCUUCCGUCAUCCCUCAAGCUAGACUGGGCACGACAUCGGCAGACACUUCAGAGGGUCAACCUGGCGACCUUUGGCCAUUGGGUGUAUUCGUUAGCUGAAGCAGCUAGCACUGUUGUGAUCCCGAUUGACUCCAACGAAAUGAAACCAACGCGUAGUGAAGUGAGGGGACACAAGAAAUCCAAUGUGUAUCUGAACGCCCAUUCAGAGACGUUUUCCGAGUCCAAUGCCCACCAUCUGAAAUCUUUUGAUCUCACUCCCCGUUCGAAAGAAGCACCUACAUCGGUAUCAUGUGCUCCUGCUCCGAUACCGUCAUCUUCUUCCGGAAGAUCUCAAACACAUGACUGCAACACCCAUCAAGCAAAAUCAAGUGCGGUGCUUUUUCGCUAUCUUCCGGUCGUUCUUAGUGGACCCAAGGGAUCCAUUCAGACCUAUGCGUUCCUAGAUGAAGGUUCACAUUUGAGCCUAAUAGACCAAGAACUGGCAGACCAGUUGAAACUUAAAGGCUCAACAAUCCCACUAUGUCUCCGCUGGACGGGAGAUUUCAGGGACGAGCCAAACAGCCAAGAAUUUCCAAUUGUCAAUGGUCUUCCCAUCGACUCGUAUUAUGAUGCUCGCCCACGGAUCCUCAUUGGAAUGAAGCAUGUGCAAGUCAGCCUCGUACUAAAAAGCAGAGAAGGAAGAGUAGAGGAGCCUGUUGCGGUCAAAACUCGUUUAGGGUGGACAGUUUGUGGUGGAGGCGACGCAGAGGGAGACAACGGAAACAAUCUUGUCCACUACACAUUCCAUGUGUGCUCUUGCGAGCGAAAUAUCGAUGAUGAGCUUCAUCAGACCGUAAAAAAGCAUUUUGCUUUAGAAAGUCUUGGCAUUAUGAAACCUGAAACACUUCUUCUUUCGGUCGCUGAUCAGCGGGCACAUGAUCUUUUGAAGCAGCUCACCACCUACGACGGAAAACGAUACACAACGGGACUUCUCUGGCGUUACGACAGUGUCCGCCUGCCAGACAACUACGACAUGGCCAUGAGAAGACACCAAUGUCUACAGAAACGUCUCGAUAAAGACCCGAGACUAGCGGAAACGUUGAACCGCAUGAUAGCAGACUAUGUUUCUAAAGGAUAUGCCCGACGACUCUCAAAGGAAGAGCUUAAGCAAACCUAUCCAAGAGUGUGGUACCUUCCGGUGUUUCCAGUUGUUAAUCCGAAUAAGCCGGGAAAGGUGAGGAUGGUUUGGGACUGUGCCGCCUGUUCGUUUGGCGUCUCGCUGAACUCCGCCCUCCUUAAGGGCCCCGAUCAGCUUAAUUCAUUGCUGUCCAUUCUACUACAGUUCCGUGAACAUAGAGUGGGGCUUACUGGAGACAUACGUGAAAUGUUCCACCAAGUACGAAUUCGAGAUGUGGACCAGCAAUGCCAGCGCUUUCUGUGGGAGAAUGAUGAAGCAGGACUUGUGGUUUACGUACUGCAAGUCAUGACCUUUGGUGCGUGCUGCUCGCCUAGCUGCGCACAGUACAUAAAGAAUAUUAAUGCAGAGCGACAUGCAGGAGAGUAUUCAAAAGCUGCUGUGGUAAUCCAGAAGAAACACUACGUGGAUGAUAUGCUCGUUAGUCUGGAAUCUGAAGAGGAAGCAGUGCGUAUAGCGAAAGAGGUACAAUAUGUCCACCACCGAGGAGGGUUUGAGAUCCGUAAUUGGGUUUGUAAUUCACAGGAAGUCCUGAGAGUUCUCAAUGAACAAGGAGCGAAUGAGAAAGACCUAGAUUUAUCACCAGAAUUCAACACCGAGAAAGUUUUGGACACAUCUGACACGUUCACCUACAAGGUUGGAUGGAACCGGUACGAUCGCGGUCUUCUAGAAGGUUACAAGCGUCCCACCAAGCGAGAAGCUCUUCGCGUAUUGAUGUCGAUAUUUGACCCUCUCGGGCUUAUCUCUCACUACCUUAUGUUCCUGAAGGCGCUAUUGCAGGAGGUAUGGCGUUCUGGCGUACAGUGGGACGAAGAAAUAUCCGACAGCGCAUUCAGAAAAUGGCAGCAGUGGUUAAAGUUUUUACCCCUCGUCGAGCAAAUUCAAGUUCCUAGAUGCUACCGGAUAGUUUCCCAAGCCCUAGAAGAAGAAAUAGAGCUACACAUAUUCACCGAUGCCAGCGAAAGUGGAAUGGCUGCUGUCGCGUUCCUGCGGUUCAUCAAAAACGUAAACGUCCAUUGCUCAAUCGUCGCUGCAAAAACUAGAGUGGCACCCCUUAAAUUCGUAUCAAUCCCACGUCUAGAACUACAGGCUGCCGUAGUCGGGGCUAGGUUAGCUAGUGCGGUUACCGACGCUCUGUCCUACAAUAUAUCCAGGAAGUUCUUCUGGACAGACUCUCGUGACGUGCUUUGUUGGUUAAACUCCGACCACCGUCGCGAAAUCUUGGACCUUAGCGAAAUUAACGAGUGGCGCUGGGUUCCUUCGAAGAAGAAUGUUGCAGACGAUGGGACCAAAUGGACCACAUUUCCCGAUCUUACACCCACAAGCCGAUGGUUCAUAGGAGCAGAUUUUUUAUGGCUACGGGAAGAAGAUUGGCCACAGCAACCUUCGAAAAGUAGUUCUACGGAAAACGAGCUGCGUUCCAAUCUGCUUGGGCUUCAUGUUUGCUUUGAGCCUAUUAUUGAUUCCAGCAAAUUCUCUUCCUGGAAGCGUCUACUCUAUAUCACUGCUUUCGUGAUUCGCUUCCCUGAUAAUUGCCGCAGGAAACUACGCAGAGAAUCGAUUACAACAGGAGCGCCAACAACUGAUGAACUGAUUUUAGCUGAAUCGUAUCUCUUACGGUCCGCCCAACGCGAUGGUUAUCCGGACGAGACAGCUGUCCUGGCCAAAGCACAACAAAAAUCCAAUAGCUUGAUAACCAUACCGAAGCAAAGCAGUCUGUUUCAGUUAUCGCCGUGGUUAGACAGCAGAGGAGUAAUGCGAAUGCGAACGAGAGUUGCCGCUUGCCAAUAUGCAACAGAAGACGCCAAGAAACCAGUUAUAUUACCACGUGACCACCCUACAACCAAUCUGAUUAUCGCGCACUACCACCAACGCUAUCAUCACCAAAACCAUGAGUCAGUGGUUAAUGAACUACGACAAAAGUUCAAUAUUCCACAUAUUCGGGCCGCUUACGCUAAAGUGAGGAAGAGCUGCCAACGAUGCAAAAAUGAUCACGCCGAACCUCGCCCACCAAUGAUGGCUGACCUUCCUCCAGCACGGCUUGCAGUGUAUUCUCCACCGUUCACACAUACAGGUCUCGACUUCUUCGGUCCAUAUGAGGUGUCUGUAGGAAGACGUAGAGAAAAACGAUGGGGAAUGCUCGCGACAUGUCUAACAGUUCGAGCAAUCCAUAUUGAAAUAGUACACUCGCUGAGCACUGACUCCUGCAUAAUGGCCAUCCGUAAUUUUAUCGCACGCCGCGGUAUACCACGUGUGAUCUAUAGUGAUAGAGGAACAAAUUUCAUUGGAGCGUCUCGCCGUAUGGAAGAAGCCGCUGCAACAGUCAACCUAGACGAAGUUAUGAAAGAGUUCGUUACCGUAGACACAACUUGGUCGUUUAACCCACCCCUUGCUCCACAUAUGGGCGGCAGCUGGGAGCGACUGAUAGGCAGCGUCAAGCGAAACCUUCAAACCAUCAACCCAUCACGCAACCCGACGGAUGAAGUACUGCGCAACCUAAUGGCUGAAGUUGAAAACGUCAUCAAUUCUCGGCCGUUAACUCAUAUUCCAAUUGAUGACGACUGUGCUCCCGCGUUAACGCCGAACCAUUUCCUCCUUGGUUCCUCAAAUGGAAUCAAACCGUUCUCUAUCCUUGAUGACAGCAACGAUGCUCUGCGCCAGAACAUAUUAGCUUCGCAAGUACUGGCAAAUGGGUUUUGGAGACGCUGGCUAAGCGACUAUUUACCCGAAAUCACCAAGCGGUCCAAGUGGUUCAACCGAACCGAUCCGAUUGAAGUAGGCCACGUUGUUGUAAUUGCCGAUCCCAAGCUACCCCGGAACUGCUGGCCCAAGGGUAAAAUUAUUGAAGUCCACCCAGGUAAGGACGGAGUAGUUCGCUCAGCAACCGUAAGAACAUCCACCGGAAUCUACGUCCGUCCUGCCACCAAACUGGCAGUCUUAGACGUCGGGCGCGAAGGAAGUAAGCCAUCCUGA